UUCCAUCUGGACGGCCCACAGUGGGAGGAGGGAGUCCCCAGCAGCGGGUUUGUGUGGGACUCGGCUACAGCAGCUCUAGUGGCGGAUUUUGAACCGCUUUGGCGCACUGUGACAUAACAGACUCGUUUAUUUAUAUUUUUUUUCUUCAAAAUUGUGGAAAGCCACUGACAAACUGCAGUCCGUUCCGGGUCAAAUUUAAUUUAUUAACUUCCCUGACAGGAAACACACUUGGAGCGAUGCGUAAAAGCCACCCUCUCUUGACGCGGAGGGCUUGAUGCACAGCCCGGGCGACUUUGAAGAAUGUUCCGUCGCCACGACAAACAUUAGCAGAGAUGGUCUAAACUUUUCUCCGAUUUACGCACAGCACCCAGUCUGCAAACAUUUGUCGCUUUGGGAUCAUGCAACGUAUACAAAGUCGGGAGUGAUCCCAGCUCGGACUGCCUGUAUUGUUUUCGUGUGUGAGCCGGUGGAGGGGGAGAUGAGCGCUCAGCAUGGGACUGUGUCUCGGUUCCGAAGUAACGGAGGAGGAGAAGAAGGCGCGGAUACACAGCGCCAAGAUAGACAGGGAGCUGUACGAGUACGCCAAACGGGAGCUGAAUGUGGUCAAAAUCCUCCUUCUAGGUGCUGCAGAGAGCGGUAAGAGCACCCUGGUCAAACAGAUGAAGAUCAUCCACAGCCAUGGCUUCACCAAGCAAGAACUGACCAGCUUCAAGCCUGCGGUGCUCGAUAACCUGCUGACCUCCAUGAAGUUUGUCCUCCACGGCAUGGGCAUCCUCCGCAUCAACCUGGCCACCAGCAGGAACAAGGUGCACGCCCAUUCUGUCCUGUCGUGUGGGCGCUGCUUUGAUGAAGACCAGGUGCUGUUUCCCUUCCUGAGCCACGCCCUUUCCUGUCUGUGGGCCGACCAGGGCGUGAGGGCCGCAGCAGCCAGGGGCUACGAGUACGAGCUCAAUGACUCUGCGCUCUAUUUCUUUGAGAACAUGGGCCGCAUCACCUCUCCAGACUACGUGCCUACAGAGACGGAUGUGCUGCGAGUACGACUGAGGACCACAGGGGUUAUAGAGACCCAGUUUAAAGUCAGCCACCUCAUCUUCAGGAUGUAUGAUGUUGGAGGUCAGCGAACAGAGCGGAGGAAGUGGAUCGCUUGUUUCGAGGACGUCAGGGCGGUGCUGUUUGUGGUGUCCCUCAGCGGCUAUGACAUGACCCUUGUAGAAGACCCCUCCAUGAAUCGUUUGCAGGAGAGCCUGAAGCUUUUCUCCUCUAUCUGCAACAAUGUCUUCUUCCGCAGCACCUCUAUGAUUUUAUUCAUGAACAAGAUUGAUCUCUUUCAAGAGAAGAUUUUGCACUCUGGGCGACAUCUGCGAUUAUACCUUCCUCAAUUUAAAGGUGCAGACUGCGAUGUGGAUUCGGCAGCCCGGUUCAUCGCUGCCACCUUCAUCUCGCUCAACACCACGCCCAACAAACUCAUCUACCACCACUUCACCACGGCCACAGAUACCUCCAACAUCCAGAUUGUCUUCCAGGUUGUUAUGGACACGAUUAUCAAAGAGAACCUGGAGGCCGUAUCUCUUCUUUAACUUGUGGCUGCAACCAGCACAGGCCAUACCUGUGCAACACUCUGUGCCCUCUGAUUAGCAACAAAAUGCUUCAAAUGCUGUGGACCUCCUUGCUUUGACUUUUUCAAUGUGAAAUAAUCCCAUUUAGGCGUAUCGUCCCUCUUGUCUUUUGCGCAUGUAAGGUGCAGCCUAGAAGGAUUGUAGCAUCACUAGUCACCUUGCUCCUUCGACUUUUAAUAUUCUAGGCGGAGUUGCAGUUUAUCCUCUGCAGUGUUUUGUAUCUUUGAAUCAUUACACUGCUUUUUUUCGCACAUGACAUUUCAUUCACAUGACAAAACUUUGAGAAAGAAGGAGGAGCGGUUUGGCCAAUCCUUUGGCCUGGAUUGGAGGCCUAAACAUGUUGACAUUUGAAACCUUGACUUUUCUGUGGAAAAUAAUGGACUACUGUGGGCAUUUCUAUUUUUGUACUGUACUAUGCAAACCACAUCAGAGUAUGAACUCUGGCAUUACUUUUUUUGAGCCUGACCUUUGAUAUUUUUUCCAUUUUUCAUUAUGUGUACAUACGUGCCAUUUCUUUGCCUUUCCCUACUCUUCCUGUGAAUGUGUGUGUGUGUGUGUGUGUGUGUGUGGGCGCAGACGCAGCGGAGAGAGUGUGGGGAUUUACUGUUUGUCCAUUACUUCCGCGCUGCAGGGUUCACUCAUGCAUACCAUCAUUUGUUUUCCCCUCAUCCAUCACUAACCCGUGGGUCUGUUGUGCAUGUCCUGUGCGUCACACCCUCGUAAUGGGGCAGUGAUCACUGUGAAACCUCCCUUGUGUGUGUGUGUGUGUGUGUGUGUGUGUGUGUGUGUGUGUGUGUGUGUGUGUGUGUGUGUGUGUGUGUGUGUGCACUUGUCCUGAUCUGAAAUCGCCCAGCCUCUCAAUUUAUCGGAGUCUGUGCUUUUCAGCUGUAUUCUCUCCCUCUUUUACCAUGAGUGACGACACCAAGAAUACAAAAAUGGUCAAAUCCCAGCUGUAUUUUUUUUUAAAGUAAUCACAUGCUUGAAACUUUGUACCCUUUGUGCAACAUUCUCCCUUUUUAUUUCCCUCCCUUCGUUCCUGUUUCCCACACACAUCCUUCAUAAGCCUGGAUUUUCCAUCUAAGGAUGGUGCCACAUCUGUGAAGUGCACGGCAUUAACUCAGCUGGUUCCUGUCAUGAAGACUCGCUGUCAAACCUCUCAGAAGCUCCUCUCCUCCAACUCCAGCCAGACACAGAACUGAUCAUAUCUAAUAUGAAUGUUGAAGGUUGAAAAAAGACAAAGACAUUCCCAAGUGCCUUGCAGUGAACUUUUUGCUGCAGUAUGUAACAUGUAUGUAAUUUCAUGUAUUUUUUUUUUCUUUUGUGCUUUCAGUAGGAUGGUUCACAUUUCACCCCACCACCUUUUGAAGUAUCAGCACCAGCACGCCGGUGGUGAAGUGAUAGACUAUGCCCAUAAAUUUUUACUUCAUGGUUUCUGUUAAAAUAUGCAAUGAAAAUAAAUAAAU
Molecule: messenger RNA, 3079 nt
Organism: Myripristis murdjan (pinecone soldierfish)
Lineage: Eukaryota; Metazoa; Chordata; Actinopteri; Holocentriformes; Holocentridae
Gene: gnav1
Product: guanine nucleotide binding protein (G protein) alpha v1
Exons: 9
Coding region: 492-1577 (361 amino acids)
Biological process (GO): Rho protein signal transduction; adenylate cyclase-modulating G protein-coupled receptor signaling pathway
Cellular component (GO): cytoplasm; heterotrimeric G-protein complex
Molecular function (GO): GTPase activity; guanyl nucleotide binding; G protein-coupled receptor binding
Source: RefSeq, a predicted model, not a curated record